UCUUCACUCGAGCUCCGCGCAAAUCGUCAGCCGGAGGAUAAAGAACACCAAACGUUUAUGAUAUGAGUGGGUGAAACUUCAAUGAGGCUUUCCGGGCCAAACGAGAAUGUUGAAUAGCGAAUCGUGGACGGCGAUAUUAGCAGAGGAUUAGCUGACAAUAUGUGAAGUGACCGAGGUGUUAUAACAGGUUCAUAGCUAGAGCUAGGCGAUAUGAGACUGUGAAGACGAUAGUUCAGCCAUGUUCCGAGCCCAGCCAUACUUUAUCCGUGUCGUGCUCACCAGCACUGUCUUCCUCGGUUUAGUGGAAACCCUAGAACUCUCCAUGACAACAAUUUAUGUGAAGGCCAUGGCCGGAAGCCAGGUGGACAUUCCCUGUGGAUGCAACACUCCGGCCAUUGACAAAGACGGUCGAGUCAUAUGGAAGAAAGGUCAGCCUGGUCCACUUAUCAUUUCCAGAGGACGACCCAAUGGCAAGGUCAAGGUCGGAGAAGACUGGCAGAAUGCUCGGGUCAGCAUAAACGGUUCGACCUUGACCCUUCCUCACCUCCAAUUCCCGCGAGAUCAUGGAGAAUUUGUGUGCUUUAGGAAAGAUCCCUGGAAUGUCAUGGUAACGGUGCUGGCCCCUGUUACAGCUGUGAGAAUGCGAGGCGCUAAAACGCUUGACGGGAGACAAACACUGGACGCUGGAGUUGGUAGGUAUGUCGUGGUCACGUGUUCUACAAUGGCGAAUCCGGACCCGGUGUUCCGGUGGCAUUUGGGGACAGGACAGCUCCCCAUUGCAAUUAAGGCUAACAAGAGCGACCCUAGUUCCAGAUCAGUACGUUUCCCUGUUACCAGAGACAUGGACGGGACGACAGUAGAAUGUGCGGCAAAAAACGAUCUGGGAGAUUGGGUGAAGGAAACAGCGUAUUUGAGAGUGCUUUAUGCCCCAACAAAUAUCUCUAUAUCGGUUAAACCCAAAACUCUGACCGCUGUGGAAGGCGAACGCGUAAUUUUGAGCUGUGACGCUAACGGAACACCGUCACCGGUCUACAUCUGGGUGGCACGUGGAAAAGAUGGCAGACGCAAUCAGACAGUUUCUAAUUCGCCCAUCUACACCAUACGAUCCAUCCGAGCAUCGCAGGCAGGGAUCUAUCAAUGUACAGCAAUAAACAGUCAAGGGCUGGCAACACAAAGAGUCAAGGUCACAGUAUUACACCCUCCCAAAGUUAACGUCACGUAUGACAACACCACGAGAACGCUGACGUGUACAGCAGACGGAGGCCCCCUGGCGGUGCAAUUCAGAGACUGGAAACAGGAGCUUGACGGCAAGAUUGUUUCCACACAUCCUGGGAGAAUCCAGGGGCAGACAACCGAACUCCAUCUUUCUUCUCUGACGUAUCAAGACACUGGGUACUACGUCUGCACAGCAGCCAAUGCCAUCAAAACCGCACAGACAGCAAAGGUUUAUGUCCAGCCCAAAACUAAGCCGGUGUUUCCUGUGGAUCAGCCCACUAGCUACAGCGCUCGCCUCACCCAGCCUCUGGACGUCUCCGUUCACUACUACGCACAUCCUCAACCUUCUAUCGUCAGGUGGGACAAGUCUCGCGUGAACGGUAUCUCAGAUCGAGCAAGCCGACAGAAAUAUAGACAAAGGCAAGAGUCAGCAAACGUCACUCUGUCAUUCCACGGCACCUUGGUUAGCAUCCAAGGAACGGCCGCCAUUUUCUCCUUCCGGAAGUUGAAGAAAUCAGACGCCGGAAGUUACACGCUCACCCUCGGGAAUUCUGGGGGACUUUCGGUGUUUCGGUUUUCUGUUUCAGUCACACAUCCCAGACACGGUUCGUCUGAGGAGGUCCCUGUGAGUCGCCUGGUAACUUACGCCCUGGCAGGCUUGGGUGCAGCAGUCCUCCUUAUCGUUGUUGUUGUACUACUUUCUGUAUGCGGAGUUAUACCAUGUCCAGGUCGGAAAUCGAAGUCAAGACAAAGCUAUUCUCCCCCGACGGCGAAAGCUAACCAAGAUGCCUUGGUGGAUUUGGUUAGACCACCUAAAGACGAUACAUUCCACGGGCUAUACGUAACAGACUCCAUGUUAAAAGACGACGUAAAUGAAAACCAUCAGCUGUAACGAAGACACCCGAAGUUAUUCGUUUGUAAGUGCAGAUGGUCUUUUGUGUUACUGUCAGUCAGCUAUCGACUAAGCUUACACUCGUCCACGUGAUCAGCUGACAUCUGAACACUAACUGACCACAAGGUCCGUUAUCAAUGCUCAUCUAUCUCGUUCCAUAAGAACUCCAGUCAGUUAGAAGCCAUUGCCUUUGCGCACAUUCUACUUUUAACUUACGUUUGCUAUUGCUUAGCAAACGUGAUUCCUGGUCUCCAUACCUGGCCACUGAAUUGUUGUAAAAGACUUAGGACAAGUCUCAAGUCGUAACCACGAGGAUCUCCGAGAGGACUUUGUAUUGUCGCAAAGGAAACUAAGACAGGCCUCGAUUAAUACGUUAUCGGUACUACUGUAUUGUCGCACAGGAGUUUGAACAGGUCUCAAUAUGUAACCACUGUAUUGUCGCACAGGAACUCUGACAAAUUUCAGUACGUUACCAUUGUGCUGUCUCACAGGAGUUUGGACAGGUUUCAAUACGUAACCACUGUAUUUUCGCACAGGAGCUCAGACAUGUGUAAACACGUAACCACUGUAUUGUCGCACAGGAACUCGCACAUGUCUCAAUACGAAAUCAUUGUAUUGUCGCACAGGAACUCCGAUUAAUAGGGGUGGUUUUCGAUAACAUCGAGAAGAUCAACUGAGACGAACAUCUUUGUAAGUAAAUCUGUUUACCAGGUUCAUCGGGUAUCUUAUAUGUAUCUCUAGUAGAGAUCGCCAAUGUAGUAUUAUCGCCAUAGUUUGUUCUCAUCUAUGUGUAUUUUUCUCUUCGCCAUUAAAUUUACUUGCAUCUCUUAUAGAGAUCGUUCAUGUAGUAUAUUAUCA
Molecule: messenger RNA, 2965 nt
Organism: Liolophura sinensis
Lineage: Eukaryota; Metazoa; Mollusca; Polyplacophora; Chitonida; Chitonidae
Product: hemicentin-1-like
Exons: 11
Coding region: 239-2107 (622 amino acids)
Biological process (GO): homophilic cell-cell adhesion; heterophilic cell-cell adhesion
Cellular component (GO): adherens junction; plasma membrane
Molecular function (GO): cell adhesion molecule binding
Source: RefSeq, a predicted model, not a curated record